UUCAGAAAUCCAAAGGCAACGUAGGUGACGCUUCAACCUGCGAUCUCUACUUCAUACAUUCUGGAAAUGUUUUUAUGGAACAGCAGGAAGCUGCCGAGCUGAGUGAUCUCGAAGGCUCCUCUGUCUCGCUCACUUUUCUCACCAUCUUACUUGCUUGGUUGGUUGCCUUUCUCUGGUCUAACCAGUUGUUUAAAAAAAGGAAGGAAAGAAAGAAAAAGCUGGGGCGGAAGUUCCAUUCUCGUCAGCUGAUGCCAAAGUCAUGAGGCUUAAGAAGUGGGUUGGGUCUUACCAACUGCAAGUCGUUUUUUCUUCUUUUCCUGCUGGCUUCGAUUCUUGCCAUGUUUCCCCUUUUACUACUGCUGCUGCUGCUUCUGCAUGCAGGGUUUGGAUUACCAACUUUAUCCCAGAGGAGCUUUGAGAUUGAUUAUAACCGCAACAGCUUUCUCAAGGAUGGCAAAGCAUUCCGCUACAUAUCAGGCAGCAUCCAUUAUUCCCGUAUUCCCCAAUACUAUUGGAAAGACCGCCUCUUGAAGAUGAAAAUGGCAGGCCUUGAUGCCAUUCAAACGUAUGUGCCAUGGAACUUCCAUGAAUCUGAACCAGGAGUUUACAGUUUCACUGGUGAUAGAGAUCUUGAGUAUUUCCUGCAGCUUGCUGAUGAUGUUGGCUUGCUAGUCAUACUGAGAGCAGGCCCUUACAUAUGUGCAGAAUGGGACAUGGGAGGUCUACCUGCCUGGUUAUUAGAAAAAGAAUCUAUUGUUCUUAGAUCUUCUGAUUCGGAUUACUUGACAGCUGUAGGGAGGUGGAUGGGAAUCUUACUACCAAAGAUGAAGCUUCACCUUUAUCAGAAUGGAGGCCCAAUCAUUAUGGUGCAGGUUGAAAAUGAAUAUGGAAGUUACUUUGCCUGUGAUUUUGAUUACCUUCGUUACCUGCAGAAUCUUUUUCGCCAGUACCUUGGGAAUGAAGUGGUACUGUUUACCACUGAUGGUGCAGGCAAAAAUUUCUUGCGAUGUGGCACUCUUCAGGGUCUUUAUUCAACUGUGGAUUUUGGACCAGGGAGCAAUGUCACAGCAGCAUUUUUAACUCAAAGACUAAGUGAGCCUAAAGGUCCAUUGGUUAAUUCAGAAUUCUACACUGGCUGGUUGGAUCACUGGGGUCAUAAACAUUUUACUAUACCAUCAUCAAUUGUAGCUAAAAGUCUUAAUGAGAUCCUCGCAAGUGGUGCAAAUGUUAACAUGUACAUGUUCAUAGGAGGGACUAAUUUUGGCUAUUGGAAUGGAGCAAAUAUGCCUUAUUUGGCACAGCCUACUAGCUAUGAUUAUGAUGCCCCACUGAGUGAAGCAGGAGAUCUCACAGAGAAGUAUUUUGCUAUCAGGGAAGUCAUUAGCAUGUACAAGGAAAUACCAGAAGGCCCUGUACCUCCAACAACCCCCAAAUUUGCUUAUGGAGACAUUCCUUUGGUUAAGGUGGGUGCUGUGAGGGAACUUUUAAAUGACUUAUCACCAUCUGGACCAAUUAAAAGCAUGUACCCUUUAAAAUUUGUUCAAGUGAAACAGUACUUUGGGUUUGUAUUGUAUAGAACGAAGUUACCAAGAAACUGUAGUGAGGAAACUCCACUCUCUUCAAUGUUUGAUGGAAUUCAUGAUCGUGCUUAUGUCUCUGUGGAUGGGCAAUAG
Molecule: messenger RNA, 1673 nt
Organism: Pogona vitticeps (central bearded dragon)
Lineage: Eukaryota; Metazoa; Chordata; Lepidosauria; Squamata; Agamidae
Source: RefSeq, a predicted model, not a curated record